Molecule: messenger RNA, 3642 nt
Organism: Hemibagrus wyckioides
Lineage: Eukaryota; Metazoa; Chordata; Actinopteri; Siluriformes; Bagridae
Product: carbohydrate sulfotransferase 8-like
Exons: 5
Coding region: 532-1860 (442 amino acids)
Biological process (GO): carbohydrate biosynthetic process; proteoglycan biosynthetic process
Cellular component (GO): membrane
Molecular function (GO): sulfotransferase activity
Source: RefSeq, a predicted model, not a curated record
UUUCUCCGCCACACACCGGACACCGAGUUGCGCAACGCACUUCUGCACUCCUCCGCCGCUUGCACGCGCGCACGCGGUGAAUUCUCAAGCCAAAACGCGCACGUUCUCGGGGCGGGUGGUGCUCUGUUUUUCUACCGUCGGGCGGGUGGUGCCCAGUCUCUCUCUCUCUCUCUCUCUCUCUCUCUCUCUCUCUCUCUCACGACGCGCGCGGAUCCGCAGACAGAUUAGAGAUCAGAAGCAGAUCAGCUCACGGACGCGAAGUGAGCGCGGAACGGAGAGGCAGAGGAGCGGAGAGGAGCACGAGCGCGGCGGGCGAAAGGCGUGGAUGUUGGAGCGCGUGCAGCCGAGCGGCGGCUCGCGCUCUGAUGGUGCUGAGGAGAGGAGACGGACCGUCAACCACCGAAGCUUCACUUUCUCUGCUCAUAUGAACAGCACCAUUGUGGCAUCUGGCAGGGUGAAGGACAGCAACUCCUGUGUGAUUUUACAUCAAUAUUUCAGAAACCUGUAAUGGGUUCAUGGCUGCUCUGAGAGAUGCUGUGGGCGGACUGUAAAGUGCUGGAGGCGGUGAGAGGGAGACGGGGGUCACGUCGGGGGUCUCGGCCGAAGCUUUCCUGCUCCUUCUGGUUUGUUCUGCUGUUUGGAGCUGGAGGUUUGGUCCUCUUCAUCCACCUACAGGAUCUAUCAGAUAUGGUGCUUCAGCAGGGACCAGGGGUUGAAUUUAGUGGCAUGACACGGCAGACGAGGGAGGAACUGUGUGCCCAGCAGGAUAAUGACAUUAAAGGUGGUUCUACAGUGGUUCGGUCAAACAGACAGCGCAGACCAGAUGAGCCAAGCUCUGAUAACUCCAUCUCCCCCAUGCAGUUUCCUGCCUUCGAGUGGAACAAACCAAAUCAAGCUUCUCAGAGGAUCACCAAACGCCACCGGAAACUCCUGAAGACCAGCACAGUGACCCGUCCUUUGUCUAAUUCUUCCUCAUCCUUCUUUUCCUCCUCCUCAUCAUCAUCACACACCACAUCUGAGAGCUGGAAGCGACUCUCCCGUAUCCAGGAGGCUCGUCGUCGCAUAAUCAAGGAAGUGUGUGCCAAAUACCGGAGCAACAUUUCACGAACGAUAACGCCACACCAUGUGUCUCGCAUUUAUGUAGAGGACAGACACAAACUGCUCUAUUGCGAGGUGCCCAAGGCAGGCUGCUCCAACUGGAAGCGGGUGUUGAUGGUGCUUGCUGGUGUUGCUUCCUCCACAGGAGAGAUAAACCAUGAUGCCGUCCACUACAGCAACCAUUUAAAGAGGCUGGACAGCUUUGAUCGCCGAGCCAUCACCGAGCGCCUUCGCUCCUACACCAAGGUCCUGUUCGUCCGCGAGCCGAUGGAGCGACUCGUCUCAGCCUUCAGGGACAAGUUUGAAAGCCCCAACUCGUACUACCACCCAGUGUUCGGAAAACCCAUCAUCUCCAAGUACAGGGUGAACGCAUCCAAAUCGGCACUCAGGACUGGAAGCGGCGUCACCUUCCAAGAGUUCAUCCGCUACCUGCUGGACGUCCAUCGUCCUGUAGGCAUGGACAUACACUGGGAACCGGUCAGCCAGCUCUGCAGCCCGUGUUUGCUCGACUACGAUUUUAUCGGCAAGUUUGAGACUCUGGAGGAGGAAGCCAACUUCCUGUUGCGCAGGACGGGAGCUCCGAAAAACCUCACCUUCCCCACCUUCAAGGACAGGAACCCUGAAGCUGCCAGGACUUCCACGCAGAUCACGCGGCACUAUUUUACACAGCUCAAUGCCUCGGACAGGCAGAGAGCCUACGACUUCUACUACAUGGACUAUCUGAUGUUCAACUACUCCAAACCCUUUGAAGACUUGUAUUGACAAAUCGGUGACACGUUUUGGUUGUCGUUGUCUUGGCUGUCAUUGUAAAACUGUCAGAAAUUGAGGGUGUAUAAAAAGUAAAGACAUUUAUAUAUUAUUAACUCACGCUAACUGCUCAAACUGCUGCAUCAUAGCAUUAACUCAUAAAAAAAAAUAACACUGAUGGGACUGAGACAGAUCAAUCUGAUCUGAACUUCAAAUACAUCAAAAAGUCCUGAAACAGACGGAUUCUCCCUUUAUAGAUCUAUUCCCUCUUAACCAUUUCAUCGUAUAAACGUAACGUCCCUCUCUUUAGAGCGCACACUGUCACGACUUAAAGUAUAAACCUAACUGUAAUAUUCCGUUUUGUAAAAAGGGCAUUCAGAGGAUUAUAUAUUUUUCUAUGUAUUUGUAUAAGUAUGGCUUUAGGGUUAGAUGUGUGUCUGUGUGUGUGUGUGUGUGUGUGUCUGUGUGUGUGUGUGUGAGAGAGAGACAUAAUUGGCCUGGUGUCAAAUUGACAGACUCAUUUUAGGCAACAGAUAACGUUACGCUUAGUCCAAUGUGAAGUGGGUCGGACCAAAACACACUUUAGCGACCAACAACAGCAACCAUUACCGACAACUCCGCCUAAAUGUGCAAGUGUGCAAAUGUGUGUGUGUGUGUGUGUGUGUGAAGCGAGUGGCUCUGUCAUUUGCAAAUUUAUUAACGAAUAACCCAUAUGAGCGUUGUAAUUGCAUAUGUAUCCACCCCACCCCCUUACUGUGAAUCCCCUAAAUUUGGUUCUUUUGGAAAAAGCAUCAGUUUUUCUAGCUUGAAAUUGAAUGAAGAAUUCAGUCUUUAGCACAUUUUAUACAAGUAGCUGAGUUUAUUGCACUCUGCAUCACCCCCUAGUGGAAUUAUCCGAGCUGAAAUAUUCCAAAUUAACAUCAGUCCUCCUGGAGACUUUAAAUUAAACAGAUUUUAUUAGUGGUCGUCAGUUUGGGACGCAGCCCACGUUUUGAACAUUUUAACACCCCUGGCAUAAGAAAUUCAACUAAUUUUGCCCUCAUAUGGUUUAAUUUCCACGUUCUUGAAUUGGUGUUUAACCUCCACGUCUUGUGUAGAGCUCAUGAAUUGGUAAUCCAAGACCAAAAAAAUAAAAAAUAAAAAACUGUACCUGAAGUGAUAAAACAGUGUUAUAAACUAUGUAAUAACCCUGCUGUUUAUUUCCCCCUCUUGUUGUUUUUCCUUUUGUUUUGUGGCUGAUCUUCAUUCCAUUGCUGUGUAUAACAAGAUUAUGAUAUUUUUUUAUUGAUGUUAUUUUUUAAAAAAAGAAAAAAGAAUUCAAGGUAACGCUAAAGAGAUACAGAGCUUUAUGGUAUAUGGGUGUAGAUUAAAAUUAUUAUAACAGAUUGCUAUAAAUACAGAUGUCUUGCUGUAUAAGAACGUUGCGAUACACAGAUGUGUGUGUGUUUUAUGAGCAGCGUGUCCAAGCCCAAAUGUACUCAUGUAGUGUAUCGGAUGCCGUGUGUGGAACCCCAGAUCGCUCCUUCUUUUCUUCCUCCACUGAACAUCUGUAUGAAGAUGAUGGUACAGUGAAUGUAAAUGUGCUUUUUUUCCAGUACAGACAUGUACAGAUGUGUCAUCUGAUGCCCUUUGCCUUAUUUUUACACUGCCAAUGAAGCGGCGUGAAUCAGGAAGACAUUCUUCAGGUGGUGAAGCUCUUGCUCUCUCUCUGUCUCUCUCUCUCUCUCUGACUCUCUCUCUCUAUCUCUCUCUCUAUGUUGAGUGUCUAUGAAUAAAUAUUUAUGCAUUUAUCUUUUA